This is a messenger RNA of Phaedon cochleariae (mustard beetle), 1448 nucleotides long. The record is from the annotation of a GenBank genome assembly. Lineage: Eukaryota; Metazoa; Arthropoda; Insecta; Coleoptera; Chrysomelidae.
AAUCCAGUGUCCACUGUUCGGCUCUUUUUCAAUAAAAUAUCAUUAUAACAGAUGUUUAUUUAUCAGUGAAUAUUCCGGGAAGAAAAUUAUUGGAGUACAGCCUCCAGAGCUUCAGCAGUGAAAUGCUGACCCUCACCAUUAGAAAUGCCAUAAAACGUACUGUAGGUAGAGGAUUUGCAAGCUCUUUGGCAAAAUCCAAGGAACACCUGGACCCCCAACAGGAGGCAUUAUUAAGUGAGAAAUGCUUCUUGGUAAAUGAAAAGGACAACAUCAUAGGGCAGGCCAGCAAAAGAGAAUGUCAUUUGGUGCAAAAGGAUGGUAAUAUCCCAUUGCACAGAGCAUUCAGUGUAUUUUUAUUCAACAAAAAAGGGGAUUUGUUGUUGCAAAAGAGAUCAGCAGAAAAGAUUACUUACCCUGAUCACUAUACAAAUUCCUGCUGUAGUCACCCUAUUGCUGAUGUUCCUGGUGAAGAAGAAGAAAAUGGGGCAAUAGGGAUAAAAAGGGCGGCACAGCGUCGUCUCAACCUUGAACUGGGCAUUCCUGUUGAACAGAUUCCAAUUGAAAAACUAGAUUAUAUCACAAGGAUACAUUACAAGGACAAUGGGAAUGGAAAGUGGGGGGAGCAUGAGAUUGACUAUGUUUUGUUUCUGCAGGCUGAAGUGAAGGUGAAACCAAACCCAAAUGAAAUAUCUGAGAUAAGUUUUGUGCCCAGGAAUGAAUUGGAUGACUAUCUGCCUCAGUUGAAUGGUCCAUUCACACCUUGGUUUCAGCUCAUUCUGAAGCACAGAUUGAGGUACUGGUGGGACAAUCUGAACAACAUAGAUGAAAUUAAGGACCAUCAGAAUAUUCUGGAACUCAAAUUUUGAGGUCUUGUUAGGACAGUAAAACUAUAUAUAUUUAUUAAUUUCUAAAUAAACAACUCCCAAUUCUUUAGUUCUCUAAAUUUCAGUAACUUUAAUUAGGUAUUGUUGAUUCAAUGGUUUCAAAUAUUUUUUUCUGUUUCCAUAAACUUUAUUACAAGUGAAAUUCUCUACCAUUGAAACAAUAUUGACUCCUAUUGUCCUAAUUGAAAAAAAUUUUCUGAUAUGUUCUAGAAUCAUUUUCCAAGGUUCACCAAAGACACCAUUUUUGUUUUUGUAAUAAUAGACUAGAGAUUCUAUAUUUUUCAUGUUCAUUUAUCUAUACAUAUAAACAACUGCAAGAAUAUAGCUGUUAUUUUCAAAUCAUGAUCAUCUUAUCACCCUGUAUAUUCAGAUAUAUAUAAAUAAUAUAUCUUUGGUUCUGGAGUCAAUAACUUAUCAGUGUGAUGACCUGAAUUAUUUGAGAUGAUAAUAAACCUGUUGUAUUAUUUUAAUUUUUAUCAGAACUGAAUGUUCUGAAUGUUUUGUUGUGAAUGUUGAACUUACUUUGGUAAUAAAAGCUAUAUGAUUCAUAAUAAGAAAAAUGAA